AUGUCGGCCGCCGAUUGUUUUUCUCAUGAAAAUGAUACGAGAGAUAAAAAUGGAUCGUGCAAAAAGUCAGUUGCAAGAAAUGAAAAUUUGCAUAAUGAAUCGCAGGAGGAUCCAUUGUACAAAAUGAGGGGAGGACUUUUUGGACGAAGUGCUUCGUAUUUGCAGGGUGAGUCAAAAAGCAAUCAGAAAAAUGGAGUGAAUGAAGAAUCAUCAGGAAAUAGGGAUAAAGUAAGCGGAUCAGAUAAUAACAGCUUGUAUAAUGAACCGAUGGAAGUGGAUGCCGUAAAUGCUGAAACGGAUAUUACUAUGGACGAGAAUAUAACUGAACCAGGCAGUUCAAUAGCCAAUGAGAUGAAAACUGUUGAUGUGGAUAUUACUGGAUGUGAGAAAGAUAUCCCAUACGUUACAGAACUGAAUCAAGAGAACGCUGAUUUCGAGAAGCGACAAAGUGACACAGAGGAAACACAAGUGAGCACGGUACCAGCUGUCAUAGGAAAUACAGAGUACGUUAGUGAGUCGAAAGGAGGAUGCACUGGAGAAAGUCAUAUUGAAAUCGCCUGUAAAGAAAAAGACAGUACUUCCGUUAUAACUAAAAGUGAUAUUACUAUGAAACGUAAUGAAGGAGAGAAUAACGAUUCAAUUCCGGAAAAAUUACUAACAGUGGUUUCGGGAACAGAUGGUGAAUGUUCGAAGGGACCAGAAAAUACAUCUGAUGCUGAAGCAAGCGAUGCCGAGAAAACCGGAAAAAUGAAAUCGAAUGAGAAACUCUCAAAAAACGGAGAUGAACAAAAGGAUAUUGGCACUACCCAGGAAACUCCAAUCAGGAAAUCUGGACGAAGUUACAAAAGGCAUAAUCCCCAGAUUGUUACUUUUGGUAAUCAAAUAAAUACAGAAGCUAAAGAAUCACAAGAAGCAGGUGACAAUGACGCCAAUGACCGACGUAAAAGCUUGCGUACUCGUAGAAUUGAUGUUUCUAAUGAAGUUGUUCAUAUGAAGAGUGACUCGGCGGCAGAGGAACGACGAAAAAGUUUGCGUACACCUAAGAAGCCGCUUGCUAUCUCAACUUCUACUGCCAAACUCAUACGUCGCGAAAAGAAGAUACAGAAGAGUACAUCAGAAUCGGAAUUACCUGAUGAAAAGGUUGCGGCGUCUAGAAGAGGUGGGAAGAAAAACGUCCCAAGUUUGGCAGUUGGGUCGAGAUCCGCUCAAAAAUCUACGAAGAAGGAAACAGGGAAAAAGAAACAUAGUUGUAUAAGUGAGUCGGAUAAGGAUCCAUUUAGUAUUGAUAACAAUUUUGAUAAUCAUCCAGAACCGCUGCGCAAUAUCCAGAUGGAACGGCAAUCGUUUGGAGGAUACAAAUUCACGAAGUCGCCGGAAAAAAUGCCUACGUUGCGUUACCAGAAAACCGAACAAACAGCAAAUGAACGGCGAUCCAAUCUUGUUGGUCUCUUUCCACAACAACAGAUUAAUACUCAUAAAUCACUUUCCGAUUUGACACUAAGUGUGGGUCGACGAGUUGCAGUGACUUCUUCAUCAAAAAGAAAGACGAAAUCUGUGGGCGGUGAAUUUUCAGAACCAGGCGGAAGUUCGAACAUGUUAGAUAGGUCAAGACAACAAGAUGAUACCAAAACGGAACGAGCACAACAGACUCGAAUCUGUUGUGCUCGUUCCUUCUGGAAGAAUUGUAAAUGGUCAAUAGAUCUGCAAUUUUUAAAAUUAUGCAAAAGUCUAUUUGAUUUUGACAUAUCUCAGCAGCGGUCGAAAACCGGAAGCCAAUCAGAAGAGAAACAAAUAAACUCAGCAUAUGAUUUUCAGUUAUCAUCGAAACAACGGAAACGUAAAAUAGCCGAGACAUUGCCAGCAGUAACCCCAAAAAGACCGCCGAAAAUGAUGCUGCCGGAGUUUUCAGCAUUAGAGCAGCUUGAAGCAGAUCACCGUUCCAAUGAACGUGUUACAUAUAGUGUCGGUGCACGAAUAUAUGCUUUGUGGGAUCGUCUGUAUUAUCCUGCUCGAAUAUCGGCUGAACCAGAUGCAAGUGGACGUUAUGAGGUUGUCUUUGCUGAGGAUGGUGCUAUACGUAAACUGGUAGCAACGGGCAUUAUCCCAUUGUGUAAUCUUGUUGCAGGGAGAAAGUGUUUGACAAGAAAUGUUAAAGAUGAUGAAGAGGUGCUCGAAGAAGUGGAAAUCGUCGACAUACCAUCAAGUAAUGAUGCAGAGAACUGGAUGGAAGCUGUGUUCACAAUCAAAGACACUAGCAAUGAAAUUACGAAUAAAUCAUCGUGGCAAAAGUUAGUGGUGGAUAGUAAUCAAGCGAAGGCAUUACAAGUAACAACGAUUAAUACGGUGCGUGAUGUCAAUGCCGAUAAUAUUGCAUCAGCUGAAGGACGGCGUAGCCGAGCAGCUCGGCAUAGUGCUGUUUACAAUACCAAAGUCACUCCCGCUACGCCAACAAGAACUCGUCGACAUGCUUCUACAACGGAAAAAGAGAUUCCGAAGCAACGUGUCGCUUCAUUAAAGACAUCCUCAUCUGAAAACAAUGAGACAUUUGUUGAACCGGAAGAGUUACAGGAACAGCAGGAUGAAUCUGCGGCUGCUAAUGGAUCAGUUAAAAAAGCGUUGCCUAAAAUUUUCAACGGUAUAACAUUCGUGGUAACGUCAGCAUUGCGUAAAAACCGUGAAGGGGAACAGGGAUUUAGUAAAAAAGAAAUACGGUGUAUGAUUGAAAAUGGUGGUGGAAAAGUGAUCGAUGAUGUCAUGAAAUUACCUCGGGGCAAACCUAUAUAUCUGAUUGCUGAUACAUACUAUCGUACUCAUAAAUACCUCACAGCGUUGGCACGCUCCAUUCCGUGUGUCAGUAAUCAGUGGAUCAGCGACUGUGCUAAAGAAAAUAAGUUAUUGGAUCACAUGAAAUAUAUGUUGCCUGCCGGAGUAUCCCUUCUUAGUGGCGAUAUGAAACCCUGGCAUUCAAAUAACGGUACUUUGUUAUCGGGGAAGCGUGUUUUCAUUUUUUCGAACAACGUUUUCUAUGACAUGCCAAACUUCUCGCAGAUUUGGACACCUAUUAUUAAUCAUAUGGGCGGUACCGUUGCCCCGGUAAUUCCAGCAGAAGGAUUGGACAUUUUGUUGACGGAUGCCAGUUGCACUGAGGAAAUUUUGAACAUCGCUCGAUCGCAGGAAGCUACAGUGGUUUCAUCAGAAUGGAUUAUCCAGGCAAUCAUUCAUGGAAGCUUGCCAGCACCCGAAGCACAUGAACGUUUUCAGUAUGAUUACAGUGAUAACUGCUCUUGA
Messenger RNA from Cercopithifilaria johnstoni, 3288 nucleotides. The record is from the annotation of a GenBank genome assembly. Lineage: Eukaryota; Metazoa; Nematoda; Chromadorea; Rhabditida; Onchocercidae.